Molecule: messenger RNA, 15963 nt
Organism: Lampris incognitus (smalleye Pacific opah)
Lineage: Eukaryota; Metazoa; Chordata; Actinopteri; Lampriformes; Lampridae
Product: low-density lipoprotein receptor-related protein 1-like
Exons: 89
Coding region: 451-14139 (4562 amino acids)
Molecular function (GO): calcium ion binding; protein binding
Source: RefSeq, a predicted model, not a curated record
UCGGGCUGAUGCCUCAGUCUGCGGCCACCAGACGCAGAGGUGGCGGGUGAUAGCGCGACGCUGCCCCUCUUCACCAGUUGCUCCUGCGGCUUCACCGGGGUACGAAACAAAAAGGACGCGUUGUGAUUUAGAAGCGGCGGCUGUGUUUUCAUCCCCCGACAGCGCACAAGUGAACAAAGCUAGCCUGACGCUCAGUCCGGGCUUCUAGCCUUUGUGGUGGGGCUAUCUUAUGCAUCCAGAGCGCCCGUAGCCAGCCUGGGCUGGAGGAGCCUGGGUCCACCUCCUUUCUUCCAGCGGUCAUCAUAUUGUAGAGCCCCCGCAGCCUCGCAGUGAGGAGCAUCCCGAGCCCGGCUCGGUGAGACGGCGCAGCCUGCCUGCGCCCCGCGGCUUGACAUCUUGACCAGCAGGCUGUUGACGAGCAACAGUUCUUUUCUCUGAAGACACACAACCAUGUCGCGCGUCGCCGCCAGCAUGCUGGCGAUGGGAUCGCUUUUCCUGGGAUUUCUGCACAGUUUUGAGGUGGUCGCUCCAGCGAGAGCCAUUGACGCCCCAAAGACCUGCAGCCCCAAGCAGUUUGUGUGCAAAGACCAGGUGACCUGUAUCUCGAAGGGCUGGCGCUGUGAUGGGGAGAAGGACUGUCCUGAUGGCUCCGAUGAGGAGCCGGACGUAUGUCCACACAGUCGUGUGUCACGGUGUCCCCCGAAUGAGUACCAGUGUGGGGGCACAGAGCUGUGCAUCCACAUGAGUAAAUUAUGCAACGGUGUCCCAGACUGCACUGAUGGCUGGGAUGAGGGACCCCACUGCAGAGAGUUUGCCUCCAACUGCACUCUGCUGGCCUGUCAGGACAGCUGUGCGGUGACCGCAGCCGGACCGGCUUGUUACUGCAAGAACGGCUUUGAGAUCAGCAUAGAUGGCAAGACAUGCAAAGAUUUCGAUGAAUGCAGUGUGUAUGGGACCUGUAGUCAGUCCUGUACCAACACUGAGGGAUCCUACAGCUGUUCGUGCGUGGAGGGCUACCUGGCUCAGCCAGAUAACCGCUCCUGCAAGGCUAAGAAUGUACCGGUGGAUCGUCUGCCUGUCCUUCUGAUCGCCAACUCUCAGAACAUCCAAGCCACAUCGCUGAGCGGUACCACAGUCCACAGCCUGCUGUCCACCAGCACCAAGCAGACUACGGCCAUGGACUUUCUCUAUGCUCAGGAGACUGUCUGCUGGAUACAUGUAGGAGACUCGCCUGCCUCCACACAUCUCAAGUGCGCAAAGAUCCCCAACCUGAAGAGCUUCACUGACGAGAGGGUCAUCAAUAUCUCCCUCAGCCUGCACAAUGUGGAGCAGAUGGCCAUCGACUGGCUCACGGGAAACGUUUACUUUGUGGAUGACGUGGACGACAGGAUCUUUGUGUGUGACAAGGACGGCCGGACAUGUGUAACCCUGCUGGACCAGGAGCUGUAUAACCCCAAAGGCAUCGCCCUGGACCCAGCCAUGGGGAAGGUCUUCUUCACGGACUAUGGUCAAAUCCCAAAAGUGGAGCGUUGUGACAUGGAUGGUCAGAACCGCACCAAGCUGGUGGACAGUAAGAUUGUGUUCCCCCAUGGCAUUACCCUGGACCUUGUCAACAGGCUGGUGUACUGGGCUGAUGUUUACUUGGACUACAUUGAGGUGGUGGACUACGAGGGCAAGAACCGGCACACCAUCAUCCAGGGCCUGCUGAUUGAGCACCUCUAUGGGCUGACGGUGUUUGAGAAUUACCUCUAUGCCACCAACUCGGACAACGCCAACAUGCAGCCCAAGACGAGUGUGAUCCGCGUCAACCGCUUCAACAACACUGACUACCAAGUGGUCACGCGGGUGGACAAAGGAGGGGCGCUGCACGUCUACCACCAGAGGCGCCAGCCCCCAGUGCGUAGCCAUGCGUGUGAGCCCGACCAGUUCGGAAAGGCCGGAGGCUGUUCGGACAUUUGUCUGCUGGGGAACAGCCACAAGACCCGAACCUGCCGCUGUCGCUCCGGAUUCAGCCUCGGCAGUGACGGCAAAUCCUGUAAAAAGCCAGAACACGAGCUCUUCCUCAUCUACGGCAAGGGUCGCCCAGGAGUCAUCAGGGGCAUGGACAUGAAUGCCAAGGUGCCAGAUGAGUACAUGAUCCCCAUUGAGAACCUGAUGAACCCCAGGGCCCUGGACUUCCAUGCCGAGAGCGAGUUCAUCUACUUUGCUGACGCCAACAGCUACAUCAUUGGGCGGCAAAAGAUUGAUGGAACAGAGAGGGAUACCAUCCUGAGAGAAGGAAUUCACACAGUGGAGGGCAUGGCUGUGGACUGGAUGGCUGACAACCUAUACUGGGUAGAUGAUGGGCCCAAGAAAACCAUCAGCGUGGCCCGGCUGGAGAAGGCCUCUCAGACACGCAAAACCCUGAUUGAGGGGAAGAUGACUCACCCACGGGCCAUCGUGGUGGACCCCCAAAAUGGGUGGAUGUACUGGACGGACUGGGAGGAGAAUCCUAAGGAGAGCAAACGAGGAAAGAUUGAGCGUGCUUGGAUGGACGGCUCCAACAGAAACAUGUUCCUGACCAGCAAGACCAUGCUGUGGCCCAACGGCCUCAGUCUGGACAUCCCCCAGGGCAUCCUCUACUGGGUGGAUGCCUACUACGACCGCAUCGAGAUGGUCUACCUUAACAGCUCCGAACGCAAGACGGUGUACGAGGGCCAGGAGUUGAACCAUGCUUUUGGUUUGUGCCACUACAAACACUUUCUGUUCUGGAACGACUAUCGCAGCGGCAACAUCUACAAACUGGACACCACCACCAGUAUCGCUACUCUGCUGCGUAGCGAGAGGCCACCGAUAUUCGAGAUCCGCAUGUUUGAUGCGCAGCAGCAGCAAGGCACUAACGCAUGCCGGGUCAACAACGGCGGCUGCAGCAGCCUGUGUCUGGCGAUACCGGGUGGCAGGCAGUGUUCCUGUGCAGAGGACCAAAUUCUAGACCCAGCUGACAACACCAGCUGCAAAGCCAACCCCUCUUACAUACCCCCUCCUCAGUGCCAGCCGGGGGAGUUUGCCUGUAAGAACAACCGCUGUAUCCAGGAGCGCUGGAAGUGUGACGGAGACAACGACUGUUUGGACAACAGCGACGAGGCUUCCGAGCUGUGCCACCAGCACACCUGCCCCACUGACAGAUUUAAAUGCCAGAACAACCGCUGUAUUCCGCUGCGCUGGCUGUGUGAUGGAGAUAAUGACUGCGGGAACGAUGAGGAUGAAUCAAAUACCACCUGUUCAGCUCGCACCUGUCCUCCCAACCAGUAUUCAUGUGCCAGCGGACGCUGCAUCCCUAUCUCCUGGACAUGUGACCUCGACGAUGACUGUGGUGACCGCUCGGAUGAGCCGGCCUCCUGUGCCUAUCCCACCUGUUUUCCUCUCACCCAGUUCACCUGCAACAACGGACGCUGCAUCAACAUUAACUGGCGCUGUGACAAUGACAACGACUGUGGGGACAACAGCGACGAAGCAGGCUGUAGUCAUUCCUGCUCCAGCGCUCAGUUCAAGUGCAACAGCGGCCGCUGCAUCCCUGAUUACUGGACCUGUGAUGGAGAUAACGACUGUGGCGACUACAGUGACGAGACCCAUGCCAACUGCACCAAUCAGGCCACACGCCCCCCCGGAGGCUGCCACACAGAUGAGUUCCAGUGUCGGAUGGAUGGCCUGUGUAUCCCCUUUCGCUGGCGCUGUGACGGGGACACGGACUGUAUGGACCUGAGCGAUGAGAAGAAUUGUGAGGGUGUCACUCACAUGUGUGAUCCAGCGGUCAAGUUUGGCUGUAGAGAUUCUGCUCGCUGUAUCAGCAAAGCCUGGGUGUGUGACGGUGACAGCGACUGUGAGGACAAUUCUGAUGAGGACAACUGUGAGGCACUGGUGUGUAAGCUCUCCCACCACGUGUGUGCCAACGACUCCACCAUCUGCCUGCCUGCCGAGAAACUCUGCGAUGGCACUGGCGACUGCCCAGAUGGCUCCGAUGAGAAACUAUGUGACUUGUGUUCGCUCGAAAAUGGAGAUUGUAGCCAUAACUGCACAGUAGCCCCCGGUGAGGGAGUGAUCUGCUCUUGUCCCCUCGGCAUGGAGCUGGGCUCCGACAACAAGACAUGCCAGAUACAGAGCUUCUGCGCCAAACACCUGAAGUGCAGUCAGCGCUGCGAACAGGACAAAUUUAGCGUGAAAUGCUCCUGCUAUGAGGGCUGGGAAUUGGAGCCUGAUAUGGAGAAUUGCAGGAGCACAGACCCUUUCAAACCCUUCAUCAUCUUCUCAAACCGCCAUGAGAUUCGCCGGAUCGACCUAAACAAGGGCGAGUUCAGUGUGCUGGUACCGGGGCUGAGGAACACCAUUGCCUUGGACUUCCACCUCAGCCAGAGUGCCCUCUAUUGGACCGAUGUGGUAGAGGACAAGAUCUAUCGUGGGAAACUGUCUGAGAAUGGAGCUCUAACCAGUUUUGAUGUGGUGAUCCAGUAUGGGCUGGCCACCCCGGAGGGCCUGGCAGUGGACUGGAUAGCAGGCAACAUCUACUGGGUGGAAAGCAACCUGGAUCAGAUUGAGGUAGCCAAGCUGGACGGCACCAUGAGGACCACUCUGCUGGCCGGGGAGGUGGAGCAUCCUCGAGCUAUUGCCCUGGAUCCCCGGGACGGGAUAUUGUUCUGGACAGACUGGGAUGCUAGCUUGCCAAGGAUUGAGGCGGCCUCGAUGAGUGGCGAGGGCAGAAAAACCAUUCAUAAGGAAACUGGUAACGGCGGCUGGCCAAAUGGACUCACCGUGGAUUACCUGGAGCGCCGCAUCCUUUGGAUUGAUGCCAGGUCUGAUGCCAUUUACUCUGCCAAAUAUGACGGUUCUGGGCUGAUCGAAGUGCUGAGAGGACAUGAAUAUCUGUCACACCCAUUUGCCGUUACCAUGUAUGGAGGAGAGGUUUACUGGACAGACUGGAGGACCAACACACUGGCUAAGGCCAACAAGUGGACCGGCAACAAUGUCACUGUGGUCCAGAGGACCAACACACAACCUUUCGACCUGCAGGUCUACCAUCCCUCCAGACAGCCCCAGGCUCCUAACCCUUGUGCUGCAAAUAAUGGCAUGGGCCCCUGUUCUCACCUGUGUCUCAUCAACUACAAUCAGACUUUCUCCUGCGCGUGUCCUCACCUCAUGAAGCUGGGAUCUGACAGACAUACCUGCUAUGAGUCCCGGCAGUUCCUGCUGUACGUUCGGCAGAUUGAGAUCCGAGGUGUGGACAUCGACAACCCUUACUACAACUACAUCAUCUCCUUCACUGUGCCCGACAUCGACAACGUAACCGUGGUGGACUACGACGCUGUCGAGCACCGCAUCUACUGGUCAGACGUCCGCACCCAGACCAUCAAGAGGGCCUUCAUCAACGGCACUGGAGUCGAGACCGUUGUGUCUGCUGAUCUGCCAAACGCCCAUGGCCUGGCAGUAGACUGGGUGUCCAGGAACCUGUUCUGGACCAGUUAUGAUGCCAAUAAGAAGCAAAUUAAUGUGGCCAGACUGGACGGCUCCUUCAAGAACGCUGUCAUCCAGGGCCUGGACAAACCACACUGUCUGGUGCUGCACCCUAUAUUAGGGAAGCUCUAUUGGACGGACGGUGACAACAUCAGCAUCGCCAACACAGAUGGCAGUAACCGCAGCAUCCUCUUCACCAGUCAGAAAGGCCCUGUUGGUCUGUCCAUUGACUUCGACAGCGAGCAGUUAUACUGGAUCAGCUCUGGGAAUAGCACCAUUAACCGCUGUAAACUAGACGGGUCUGGACUAGAGGUUCUGGAAGGGGUUAAGGGCAAACUGACCAAGGCUACUGCUCUGGCCAUAAUGGGGGACAAGUUGUGGUGGGCAGAUCAAGGCACUGACCAGAUAGGAACAUGCGACAAGAAGGAUGGAGGCAACUGGAAAGUCCUUAGGAACAGUACCUCCCCCAUGAUGCAUAUGAAGAUCUACAAUGAGACUGUGCAGAAAGGCACCAAUCUGUGCAGCAAUAACAACGGAGACUGUUCCCAGCUGUGCCUCCCAACCUCCCCCGCUACUCGAGCGUGCAUGUGCACUGCAGGAUACAGCCUACGCAGUGGCCAGCAGUCCUGCGAGGGUGUCGGCUUGUUCCUGCUGUACUCUGUGCAUGAAGGUAUACGUGGAAUUCCCUUAGACCCGCUGGAUAAGUCUGAUGCCCUGGUGCCAGUGUCGGGCACAUCCCUCGCCGUGGGCAUAGACUUCCAUGCUGACAAUGACACCAUCUACUGGGUGGACAUGGGCUUGAGCACGAUCAGCAGGGCCAAGAGGGACCAGACCUGGAGGGAGGACGUGGUCACCAACGGCAUCGGCAGGGUGGAGGGCAUAGCCGUCGACUGGAUAGCAGGAAACAUCUACUGGACUGAUCAGGGCUUCGAUGUGAUUGAGGUGGCCAGACUCAACGGUUCCUUCCGCUAUGUGGUCAUCUCCCAGGGCCUGGACAAGCCCCGCGCAAUCACUGUUCACCCAGAGAAAGGGUACCUGUUCUGGACAGAGUGGGGUCAGUACCCCCGUAUUGAACGUUCUCGGCUGGACGGGUCUCAGAGGGCCGUGCUGGUUAAUGUCAGUAUCAGCUGGCCGAAUGGCAUUUCCAUUGACUAUCAGGAGGGUCUGCUCUACUGGUGUGACGCCAGGACAGACAAGAUUGAGCGCAUCAACCUGGAGACCGGAGAGAAUCGAGAGGUGGUGCUAGCCAACAACAACAUGGAUAUGUUCUCUGUGUCUGUGUUUGAGAACUACAUCUACUGGAGUGAUAGAACCCAUGCUAAUGGCUCCAUAAAGCGAGGCAGUAAAGACAACGCCACAGACUCCUUGUCUCUGAGGACUGGUAUUGGAGUACAGCUUAAAGACAUUAAGGUGUUCAACAGGGCCAGACAGCAAGGAACAAAUGUAUGCAAAGACAAUAAUGGUGGAUGUCAGCAGCUUUGCCUUUACCGUGGGAAUAGUCAGCGUACAUGUGCCUGUGCCCACGGGAUGCUGGCUGAAGAUGGACGCAGUUGCCGUGACUACGAUGGCUACCUGCUCUACUCGGAGCGAACAAUACUGAAAAGUGUUCACCUGUCAGAUGAAAACAACUUAAAUGCUCCUAUAAAACCGUUUGAGGACCCAGAGCACAUGAAGAACGUCAUCGCACUCACUUUUGACUAUCGAGGUGGAGGAGGAAAGGGAGCCAACCGCGUCUUCUUCAGCGACAUCCACUUCGGCAACAUUCAGCAGAUCAACGAUGAUGGCUCUGACCGGAAGACUGUCGUAGAGAACGUGGGCUCCGUGGAGGGCUUGGCGUACCACCGGGGCUGGGACAUGCUGUACUGGACCAGCUACACAACCUCCACCAUCACCCGCCACACUGUGGACCAGAGCCGUUGGGGUGCCGCUGACAGGCACACUGUGGUUACGAUGUCAGGAGAGGACCACCCGAGAGCCUUUGUUCUGGAUGAGUGUCAGGGUCUGAUGUUCUGGACAAACUGGAACGAGCAGUCUCCCAGUAUCAUGCGUGCCACCCUGACUGGUGCCAAUGUCCUAGUGAUCAUUGGGAGUGACAUCCGGACCCCCAAUGGGCUGGCCAUAGACCACCGUGCUGAGAAGCUUUACUUCUCUGAUGCCACACUAGACAAGAUCGAGCGCUGUGAAUAUGAUGGCAGCAUGCGUUAUGUGGUGCUGAAGAACGAGCCCGUCCAUCCGUUUGGCCUAGCUGUAUAUGGGGACUACAUCUUCUGGACUGACUGGGUCAGACGGGCGGUCCUCAGGGCUGACAAGUACACUGGAGGAGACAUGAAAGUGCUGCGCGCCGACAUCCCUCAGCAACCGAUGGGCAUCGUCGCCGUGGCCAAUGACACGAACAGCUGUGAGUUCUCUCUGUGUCGUGUGAACAACGGAGGCUGUCAGGACCUGUGUUUGCUGACCUCUGGAGGAAGGGUCAACUGCAGUUGUCGUGGCGACAGGAGGCUUUUGGAAGACAACACCUGUGUUGCUCUGAACACUACAUGUAGUAGCAUCGAGGAUUUUGAGUGUGGAAAUGGAGACUGUGUCAACUACACCCUGACUUGUGACGGCAGGGCCCACUGCAAGGACAAGUCUGAUGAGAAGCAGUCCUAUUGUGCCAACCGUGUGUGUAAGAAGGGCUACAGACGGUGUGUGAAUGGACGGUGUGUUGGGCAUAGCUCCUGGUGCAAUGGACAAGAUGACUGUGGAGACAGUUCAGAUGAACUUUUCUGCAACACCACACUGUGCUCAGCAGACCAGUUCCAGUGCCGAGACGGAGGCUGCAUCUCUAACUCCAGCAAGUGUAACCAGCAGGUGGACUGUGAGGAUGCAAGUGAUGAGAUGAGCUGCUCCGCCACGGACUGUUCAAGCUACUUCCUUCUGGGGGUGAAGGGGGUGACGUUUCAGAAGUGUGAGUUCACUACUCUCUGCUACGCCCCCUCUUGGCAGUGUGAUGGAGCCAAUGACUGUGGAGACUUCUCUGAUGAGAGAAAUUGCCCAGAGAGUGGGAAGACAAACUGUCCACCACCAUUCUUUGCCUGUCCAAGCGGCCGCUGUAUCCCCAUGAGCUGGACCUGUGACAAGGAGAAUGACUGUGAGAAUGGAGCAGAUGAAGCCCACUGUGAUAAGUUUUGCUCGCCCUCCCAGUUUGAGUGUGGAAACCACCGCUGCAUCCCCAACCGCUGGGUGUGUGACGGGACUGAUGACUGUGGUGACAGCACCGAUGAAGACAGCAAAUGCAAGACGAAGACAUGCAGUCCUGAGGCUUUUCAGUGUCCAGGAUCUCAUGUGUGUGUACCUCAGCGCUGGAAGUGUGACGGGGACAGUGACUGUCCUGAUGGAGCGGAUGAGAGCGUCAAAGCUGGCUGUGCCUCCAGUAACUUCUUCUCCUCAGUGUUCAACAACACAUGCAGGAGCAAUGAGUUCAUGUGCCAGAACAGACAGUGCAUCCCCAAGCACUUUGUGUGUGACUAUGACAAAGACUGCAGCGACGGGUCAGACGAGUCCAUGGAGUGUGAGUACCCGACAUGUGGUCCCAAUGAGUUCCGCUGUGCCAACGGCCGCUGUCUUAUCCAGAGCUCAUGGGAGUGUGACGGAGACUUCGACUGUCACGACCACUCUGACGAAGCCCCCAAGAACCCCCACUGCAAUGGCCCAGAGAAGAAGUGCAACGACACAGCAUAUGCCUGCAGUAAUGGAAACUGUGUCAGUGACACUUUGCUGUGUAACCGUAAUGAUGACUGCGGAGAUGGCUCUGAUGAGUUGAACUGCUUUGUCAACGAGUGUCUCAACAGCAAACUGAGUGGCUGCUCCCAGCUCUGUGAAGACCUUAAGAUUGGCUUUAAGUGUAGGUGCAACCCCGGCUUCCGUCUGAAGGACGAUGGGAAGACGUGCAUUGACAUAGAUGAAUGCACCACCACCUAUCCCUGUACCCAGCGCUGCAUCAACACACACGGCAGCUUCCACUGUCUGUGUGUGGAAGGUUUCCAGCUCAGCUUUGAAGACCCCACCAUCUGCAAGUCUACUUCUGAUGAAGAACCCUUCCUGAUCUUUGCCAACCGCUACUACCUGAGGAAGCUCAACUUGGAUGGCUCCAACUACACCUUGCUCAAACAGGGUCUGAACAACGCAGUGGCCCUGGACUUUGACUAUCGCCAGCAGAUGAUCUACUGGACUGAUGUGACCACUCAAGGCAGCAUGAUCAGGCGCAUGCACAUCAACGGCAGUGACGUUCAGGUUCUCCACCGCACAUCACUCAGCAACCCCGACGGCCUGGCUGUUGACUGGGUGGGAGGAAACCUGUACUGGUGUGACAAGGGGCGGGACACUAUCGAAGUGUCCAAGCUGAACGGGGCAUAUCGGACGGUCCUGGUCAACACUGGUCUGCGAGAACCACGUGCCGUGGCUGUGGAUGUACGCUACGGGUACCUGUACUGGUCAGAUUGGGGCGACAACCCCCACAUUGGCAGGAUAGGGAUGGACAGCACCAACAGGAGUGUCAUUGUGAAAGAUAAGAUCACCUGGCCCAACGGCCUGACGCUGGACUUCAUUAAUGACCGCAUCUACUGGGCUGAUGCCAGGGAGGACUAUAUUGAAUUUGCCAGCUUAGAUGGAAGUAACAGACACACAGUUCUGAGUCAAGACAUCCCCCACAUAUUUGCCAUGACUCUGUUUGAGGAGUACAUCUACUGGACAGACUGGGAGACCAAGUCCAUCAACAGGGCCCACAAGACCUUGGGCAUCAACAAGACCACGCUGAUCAGCACCCUGCACAGACCCAUGGACAUCCACAUCUACCAUCCUUACCGCCAGCCUGACGUGGCUGACCACCCAUGCCAGACCGACAAUGGAGGCUGCAGUAAUCUAUGUCUGCUCUCACCUGGAGGGGGAUACAAGUGUGCCUGUCCCACCAACUUCUACCUGGCAGCAGAUGGCAAACAGUGCAUGUCCAACUGCACCGCCAGCCAGUUUGUUUGCAAGAAUGACAAGUGUAUUCCAUUUUGGUGGAAAUGCGAUACUGAGGAUGACUGCGGGGACUGGUCGGAUGAGCCGGCAGACUGCCCUGAGUUUAAGUGCCGACCAGGCCAGUUCCAGUGCGGUACGGGCAUUUGUACCAACCCUGCUUACAUCUGCGAUGGAGACAACGACUGCCAGGACAACUCCGAUGAGGCUAAUUGUGAUAUUCACGUGUGCCUGCCCAGUCAAUUUAAAUGCAGCCACCCCAGUCGCUGCAUCCCAGGCAUCUUCCGUUGUAAUGGACAGGACAACUGUGGCGAAGGAGAGGAUGAGAAAGACUGUCCGGAAGUAACGUGCGCUCCCAACCAGUUCCAGUGUGCCAUCACCAAACGCUGUAUCCCGCGGGUGUGGGUGUGCGACAGAGACAAUGACUGUGUCGACGGAUCUGAUGAGCCCGCCAACUGCACCCAGAUGACCUGUGGCGUGGACGAGUUCCGCUGCAAGGACUCCGGCCGCUGCAUCCCAGCUCGCUGGAAGUGCGACGGUGAGGACGACUGUGGAGAUUCUUCAGAUGAACCAAAGGAGGAGUGCGAUGAACGGACGUGCGAGCCCUACCAGUUCCGCUGCAAGAACAACCGCUGUGUGCCUGGCCGCUGGCAGUGUGACUAUGACAACGACUGCGGGGACAAUUCAGAUGAAGACAAGUGCGUGCCCCGUCAGUGCUCGGAGAGUGAGUUUGCCUGUACAAAUGGCCGCUGCAUCGCCGGGCGCUGGAAGUGUGACGGGGAUCAUGACUGUGCAGACGGCUCAGAUGAGAAUGGCUGUGAUGUGCGGUGUGACAGCGACCAGUUCCAGUGUAAGAACGGCCACUGCAUCCCCAUCCGCUGGCGCUGUGACGCUGAUGCUGACUGUAUGGACGGCAGCGACGAGGAGAAGUGUGACAGCGGGGUUGGUAGACACUGCCCCCUGGAUGAGUACCAGUGUAACAACACCCUAUGUAAGCCUCUGGGCUGGAAGUGCGAUGGUGAGGACGACUGUGGGGACAACUCUGAUGAAAACCCAGAAGUAUGCCUAAGGUUCCAGUGCCCGCCAACAAGGCAGUUCCGCUGUUAUAAUGACCGCGUGUGCCUGCCGAUUUCCAAGCGCUGUGACAGCGUCAACGACUGUGGUGACAACAGUGAUGAACUGAACUGCGACGUGCCCCCUCCCGCUUUACAGUGUCAGAAGGAUGAGCUGAGGUGCUCUAAUGGGCGCUGCAUCAGCGCCACACUGCGCUGCAAUUACUUCAACGACUGCGAGGACUACGGCUCUGAUGAAAUCGGCUGCAAUAAGAAAGACACCAUGCUGAACGACUGUCAUAGUAACAAGACCGUGUGCGGAGAUGGGGACGAAGCUCACUGUGUGGUGAAUGGCACUGACUCCUUCUGCUCUUGUAAGCCCGGCUUCCAGGCCAAGGGAAACAACAGAUGUGAAGAUAAAAACGAGUGUAAGCAGUUCGGGGUGUGUUCCCACAUGUGCAACAACACCAAGGGCUCCUUCAAGUGCAGCUGCCACAAAUACUUCACCAGGAUCAAUGACACCUGCAAGGCUGAGAGUUUUAGACAGGUGCUGUACAUUGCAGACGACAACGAGAUUCGCAGCCUGGACCCUAGCAUGCCAAACUGGCGCUAUGAGCAGACCUUCCAGGGCGACGCCAACGUGCGUAUUGAUGCCAUGGACCUGUAUGUCAAGACCAAUCGCAUAUACUGGACCAACUGGCACACGGGGCGCAUCUGCUCUUAUGAGCUGCCCUCCUCCCCUUCAGCCAGUAACAACCACCGUAACCGGCGCCAGAGUGAAUCCCGAGUCACCAACCUGGAGUUCUCUGAUCUGAAGAUGCCCCGCGGAAUCGCCGUGGACUGGGUGGCAGGCAACCUCUACUGGACCGACUCUGGCACAGAUGUCAUCGAGGUGGCCCAGCUAAAUGGAGAACGCCACCGCAAGACUCUCAUCUCUGGCAUGAUUGAUGAGCCGUACGCCAUCGUGGUUGACCCCCAGAGAGGGAAAAUGUACUGGGCAGACUGGGGCAAUCACCCCAAGAUUGAAACAGCGGCCAUGGACGGGACCAUGCGAGAGACCCUGGUAGAAGACAACAUCCAGUGGCCGACUGGGCUGUCAGUGGACUACUUCAAUGAGCGUCUGUACUGGGCCGAUGCCAAACUGUCCAUAAUCGGCAGUGUGAGGCUGAAUGGCAGCGAUGCCGUGGUGGCUGUGAGCAGCAUUAAGAACAAGCUCUAUCACCCUUUUAGUAUCGACGUCUUUGAGGACUACAUCUACGGUGUCACCUACAUCAACAGCUAUGUCUUUCGGGUGAAUAAGUACGGCAGAGGUCCCAUGGAGAACCUGACCACGGGAAUGAACCAUGCCACAGACCUUGUCCUCUACCACCGCUACAAACAGCCCGAGAUGACAAACCCAUGUGACAGGAAGAAGUGUGAGUGGCUGUGUCUGCUCAGCCCCAGUGGACCAGUCUGCACCUGCCCCAACGGACGCACACUGGACAACGGCACCUGUGUGGAGUUGCCUACCCCCACACUGUCUCCUGUCUCACCACCAAGCGGCCCCUGUACCGUCCAGUGUCUGAACGGAGGAAGCUGUUUCCUUAAUGCUCGUAAGCAGCCCAAGUGUCGCUGCCAGCCCAUUUAUGGAGGAGACAGAUGUGAGAUCGACCAGUGCAGAGACUACUGCCAAAAUGGAGGCACAUGCACAGCCUCCCCUACCGGCUCUCCAACUUGCAGGUGCCUGACAGGGUUUACAGGGCCAAACUGUAAUCUGCACACCUGUCAGAACUACUGCCAGAAUGGAGGCAACUGUACAGUCAGCACCGGGAACCAGCCCACCUGCCGCUGCCCCCAAGACUUCCUGGGAGACCAGUGCCAGUACAGUCACUGUGAAGGCUACUGUCUUAAUGGUGGAACGUGUCUGCAGCGUGCCGAUGGUUCCAAACAGUGUCGCUGUCUGCCCCAGUACACGGGCAACAACUGUGAGAUUGACAAGUGUCACUACUGCCGUGAUGGCAAGUGUAUCCCCACCAACAGCCCCACAGGAGAGGUCACCUGCAUGUGCACCAAUGGCAGAACGCUGCCCAGCUGCUACACAUGUGAUACAAAUGAGUACUGCUUCAAUGGCCAGUGCUCCAUAAACCUCCUGACACACUUACCAGAGUGCAGAUGUUCACCUGGCUGGUCAGGGCAUCGUUGUGACGUAGUUUCUACCACUAAAGACUCUUCAGAGCCAGGUGGACGCACAGCUUCCAUAGUGAUCCCAGUGCUACUGCUAAUGCUGCUGGUCCUGUUGGCGGGCGGGGCGUUGUUCUGGUACAGGAGGAGGAUGAGAGGGGCCAAGGGCUUCCAGCACCAAAGGAUGACCAACGGGGCCAUGAAUGUGGAGAUUGGAAACCCCGCCUACAAGAUCUACGAGGGCGAGCCAGACGAUGCCGCCGGAGAGCUGCUGGAUGCAGACUUCACCCUGGACCCAGAGAAGCCCACCAACUUCACAAACCCAGUCUACGCCACGCUGUACAUGGGAGCCCAUAACAGUCGCAACUCGCUGGCCAGCACAGACGAGAAGAAAGAACUGCUGUCUCGAGGGGACGAGGAGCCUCUCGUGGACCCGCUGACAUAAGACUGCUGACCGGCCUGGGUUCACGUGCUAUUCCAAACACCCGUCUUCUUGCCUUUUAACGAAAAAAACUGAGAGAAAAUUGACAAAAAGUGUGAACACUGUAUAAAAUGUACAAAAAUGAAGGACUACUUUUGUAUGUGAUGCAGUAUUAUAUUUUGUUCUUCUGAGAUUCCUCUGGUCAAAAAUGAAUUAACCUUUUCUAUGAGAGAUUUUUAAUUAACACGUGUCCCUUCCCCUUUACCCAGAUAGCCACUACCUCUGUGCAACACGAAAUGGAAACCAGACAAUUAGAGGCAAAGAUGUUGUCAUUGGAGCGAUUUUAUUUUUUUCUUAUUUUUGUAUGAAUUGUAUAGAGAAAAGCAUUGUUCCAUUUCACCAGUGCCCACUGUGUGUUGUAUGUUCACUUUGAGCGGGAAAAGGUACAACUCAAGGUUUUGUAAAUCGGCGCCAACGUUGUCUUGAUGACAGCUUGUCGGCCAGGUUGUGAGACGGAGGCAGGAUCACACCGUUUGUGUAUAGCACAUGUGUAACGUGUAUAAUGUCGGUACCAGAUGGCAACUACGCAAUUUCCAGAUACUUUUCUCAGAGAAUAAUGUUCAUGAAAUGAUUGUGUUUUCCUCCUUGCACACGACUCCUGUUUUACAGUACAGUAGUGCGCGCGCACACACACACACAUAUAUAAUGUGUGUGUGUGCUGCAAGAUGUAAAGCAGGUUGAUAUGUCGUCAUUUUUACCACAUCCUGUGGUGGUUGGAGCAAUGAGAGGCAUUGUUUCCAGUGUGCCGUGGGAGUUGGGAGAAAGAGGAAUGUGGUUUGGGGUAAAAACAUUCCAGGGCAGGUCACGGAUGGGUGGGGGUUAGAUUGAGAAGGUGGAGGCUGGUGGUGUUGGUGUGGGUAGGCGGUGGCUGUAGCGGGCCAGCAGACACGAUGAAAGGGACAGACCGCGGCUCGUCUGAUCGACGGGUGAUGAGAGUUGUGUGUGUGUCGUGUCGUUUUGUGUUGUGUUGUGUUGUGUUGUGUACCCUGAGGUGGGCUGUCACAGGGCUGCGUUUCAAGUGUGUGUCAAAGAACUCUUAAGUUAAGGAAACAGGAGGAGAAAGGGAGUAAGUUGGGUUUUACUUUGCUCACGUUAUUUCUGCCGUAUUUUUAGGGGAGGGGUGGGGGGGGACUGGACAAUGUCCAUCUGGUCUUCUCGGCAGACUGGUACGUCUGUCCUUUCUAGAUUUGGAAGAUCAGGGUCUGUGCUCUUUGCAGUCUUCUAGUGACUUGGUCUCAUGCGGAUUUCUUUACUUUUCGGUGCGCAGCGUUCCUCUGUUCUUCCUGUAGCUGCUCCUUGCCCCCCCCCCGUAGCCCCGCCCCCAUCCGUAGCCCCGCUGCUGCCGCUGCAGUCCCUGACGUGCUCCUCGUGCUCAGCCUUUAUCUCCAAAAUGCUGCUUCUGUCAGAAAGGUGGUCAGCCAUAUUUUACUGCAUGUGAGGAGUAACAACAGUCUUUAAUGUAACUACAGUAACGAGCCCCUCUUCCGCUUUCUUGUCAGCAAGUGUUGCGUUGAUUUUACGCUGUCACGCGUGUGUAACAGAGAAGAGAACAAUCAUGUUACCUACCGAACCUGUUUGCAGAAUCAUACAUGCAUUUUUAAAAUUACGUUGUUUGAUUAGUCCUUGUUUUUUAAUGAAAAAUGACACAUAGCUUUUGUAGUACACGAUGCAUGGAGGCUCAGACUUUCUUCUGGCAAGAGAAUAAUGUUUUAAUUUUUGCUGGAGUACUUUACAAACUAAAUACCAUUGUUAUAAAUAAAGUUUUAAAAACUGUACAUAAAACUACUA